GUUUGAACUUUGAUAUCCUCCUUCCUCUCGUCAUCAGGCAGAGAUGGCGCUGCAGGUCACAGCAGGCAGCCUUCAUGCAGGGGUCCAGACCAUUUCAAGGUUUGGUAGCAGCAGUAUUGCCAGCUCUCACCCCUGCUCUGCAAGGCCAUUGCUGAAGGACACGCUUGAUUUCGACCCGCCUUGCUCUGAGCACAGGACCAAUCCUCUCCAACACUUUGACGCAGCGUUGCGAAGCACGAUGAGCAAGGUCAUCCUCAGAAGUCGGUUAUGGGGUGGUGGUUCGAGCCAAACCUUGCGCUCAGGGAAGCGAAGAGCACAGAAUUCUAUAAGUUCUUUCUCCCAUAACAAUGAUAGUUCUUGCCUUGGUCACCCAAAACCCUUUCUUGCUGGCAGCAUUUGCGCCCGCCGCAACGCCAACCAAACUUCAGACCUGAAUCCAAACCAGCUAUCGAACCACACCUUUAGCUGCCACUUCCGUCGGAGGGUUGUCCCCCAAGCCACCUCUGAGGACUCCGACCUUAGUUUACAACCACCGAGUCUUCCCUCCAUCUCGCAAAGCGUCACCUCAGGCCCGUCCACCCGCACGCUUUCUUCUCUGCUCGGCGCGAUCUUUACGGUUGGAAACGCGCCAGCAUUGGCAGCGGAUCAGGCCCCAGCAUCCUCGGGGGAGCCCGUUCACACCGCGGCAUGGCUGAUGGUGGUUGCGGUGCUGGCGGCCGUUGGUUGGGCACUCAAGGCGCGCUGGGAAAGUAUCUUAGAUUUCUUGCAAGGUGGCGUGCAAAAGCUGGGCCGCUCGCCCCGUACGGUGGAACCCAACGAGGAACAAGAUGAGGGUUUGUUGGAAGUCGAGAUCUCGGGGGAGACAUUCAGGAUUGCGAAACCCGUGCGGGCCAUGUCUCUCAUCGCGCAGCUCGAUGCGCAGGACUCGCGCCUGAGCUCCCAAAUCUCGGAGCGGCUCGAUAUUUACCACGAUAUGGUCGAGGAAGACGGGGGGGGUGAAGGGGGCACCGCGGCGUGGGGUCCGGCCUGGGGGCCAGCGCGACGAAGAGCGUCCGGCUCUAGUUCUGGGCCGUCGGAAUCGAAUUCCGGGGUGUCCGAAUCGGACGCUGAGCCGUCAGCGAACUUUUUUGGACCGUUUGGGGCGUCCAAAAGGAGGUCCGGGUCGAUGCGAGAUGGUUUCGGACGUGUUGUUGGGGAGUACACGGUGUCCGACGAGCACGGGCGGUCCGCAACUAGCAUGGUGUAUGAAGACGACACGGGCGAUUUGGUUCUCGAGACGGGCGAGAGCAUUGUGAGGGCCCGCAGCAUCGGGACGGUUCAGCGGCGAAUUGUGAAGAAGGCGACGCCGGAGCUGUCGGCGGAGCAACGGGAGCAGUUGAUCCAGGAGGUUUGGGAGCCGGGCAUGAAGGACGGGAGGCUGCUGGCGCGUACUCUGAGAGCGUAUGACGCAAUGGUGCGCGAGCGUAACAUUGUGUCAAACACAGGCGACGCCGUCGGCGGCUUCUUUGAGCGCACGAGCGCCCGCCUGCGCGACUGGACGCGCGAUCAGCUCCUCGCGGCGCGUGCGGCGCGCGGCGACGCCGAGACCGCUGCCGCCGCAAGCUCUUCCGCCCCCGAGAGUCCUCGUGGGGCGCGCGCGUUUGGUCCUAGCGUCGACCGCAGAAAGUCGGAAUUUUUUGCUGAGGAAAGGUCGAGACUAAAAACGAGGCCGGGACGCGCCCGGUGGGUUAUGGCCGGGGGGGGAAAGGGCAAAGUGGGGCGCGCAAAGGCCGCAGACGAAAAGCCCGAAUGGAUAAAGCAGCGAAAGGCGAACGCAAAUUUCUGGGCGGGCGGCGGGGAUGAAAACGGGGGGGGCAACUUCGGCAACUUUGGCCGUAGCACUGCGCAGGAAAUCGCUGACAUCAUCGACGCGGAGAAGUUAGCUGAGGCGUGGGGGGGCGUGUGGGAGGAACGGGUACGGACGUAUGCAGAGGAUUUGACGGCUGAGGUGGUUGCGCCGGGGGACAUUGACGUCAGCUUCGAGAGCCUGCCGUACCCCUUGGACGAGGGUACGCGCUGGGCCCUGGUGAGCUCGGCGUUUUUGCACCUCAAGCGCGGCCAGUACGCCAACUUCGUGGAGGGACUGCCCAGCCUGAGCCCACGUGUCUUGCUCACAGGGCCGCCAGGGUCGGAGCGUUACCAGGAGGCGGUAGCCAAGGCAAUGGCGCGGGACUGUGGGGCGCGCUUUCUAUGUUUCGACAACGCACAGCUCUGGAGAGUGCAGGAGAAGUUUGGGUUGUACGAUCAUCUGCGGUACUUUAGCGCGGGGUCGGAGGGAGAGGGCGCCGAUUCGUCGGGCUCAGAACGCCCUGUCGUCAUCUCCAUGAACGGAGCUGGACCGGACAUGAUCAAGCAGCUUUUGCAGCCUGUCGUUGAGAUGAAUGGGAAGUUUGGAAGGCCCCCCAGCCUGGCGCAGCUGUUGGCCACGGAGGGCAAGGGGGGGGACUCUGACGCGGAGCUGUCGACCACCCCGAAAGAAGUGGAUCUGCCAGUGAUGCUGGGGGACAGAGUCAAGUACAAGGGCAACUCGGAAUCGGACUCUAGAAUGUGGGACGAGCUUGCAACCAGCAAGCAGCCGCGCCAGCACUCCAUUGGUCGCGUUACGGAGCUGACGGGGAGCGAGGUGGGGGUCGUCUUUGGCGAGAGCUGCUGGCCGGCCGUGAUCGGCAAGAAGCGCGAGCCGGACGAUGUCUUCUACUGCAAAGCCAAAGACUUGGAGGUCAUCUCUCCCCAUGAGGACUUCACCCGGAUGACCUUGGAAGCCCUGUUUCAGGUGGUGAGUAGUGAGGCCGCCAAGGGCCCCUUCGUGCUCUUCAUCCGCGGCCUGCCCGGGUGGUUCUCGGACAUUCCCUCGGAAGACCGCUCCGACCGCUUCGACUCGCUAUUCGCCAAGCUGGAGAGCUUGGACGGGAACGCGAUCGUCGUGGGGUCGUACGCACCGCCAGUUCCGGAGAAAAAGGAGAAGACCGACCAGCGGAUGCCGCAAAUGGACGUCAUGCUGGAGUCAUUGAUGGGCAAGCGAGACGGCGGCGGCGGCGAGAAGGAGCCGCGCGUGCCGCCGUACCUGCUGCAGCUGUUCCCGUGCCACGUGGCGCUCAAGGUGCCGGAAGAUGCGGCGCUGCUGGGCGAGUGGAAGCGCCAAAUGGAGGCGGACAAGCGGGCCAUGGCGGCGGAGGCGAACGUGCACCAACUGAACAAGGUCCUCGCAACGAGCCGCCUGCGCUGCCCCGACGCCACCGACCGCCUGACCUACUCGCAGAGGAUCCUCACCCCGGAGCAGGCGCAGCGGGUGGUCGCCUGGGCGGCCGCGCACGUGCUGACGUCAGACCUGGCGGCGCAGCCCGUCGUGGCUGACGAGAAGCUGGUCAUCCCGCUCGCGAGCAUGGAGUACGCGCUGAGCGUGCUGGAUAUGGUGGAAAAGAAGAAGGAGGACGAGCUGGCGGAGAACGUUGCGGACGUUCCGCUGGACAACGAGUACGAGAAGGCGCUGAUGGCCGAGGUGAUCCCCCCCAGCGAGGUGGGCGUCAAGUUCGACGACAUCGGCGCGCUGGACCCCGUCAAGGACACGCUGCGCGAGCUGGUCAUGCUGCCGCUGCAGCGGCCGGAGCUGUUCAAAAAGGGACAGCUCACCAAGCCGGCCAAGGGCGUGCUGCUCUUCGGCCCCCCCGGCACUGGCAAGACCAUGCUGGCCAAGGCCGUAGCGACCGAAGCGGGGGCCAACUUCAUCAACGUCUCGCUGUCCAGCAUCUCGUCCAAGUGGUUCGGUGAGGCGGAGAAGCUGGUCAAGGCGAUCUUCACGCUUGCGAGCAAGAUUGCGCCCACGGUAAUCUUCAUCGACGAAGUGGACAGUCUCCUCGGCGCGCGCGGCUCCGGGGGCGAGCACGAGGCAACGCGCAAGAUGAAGAACGAGUUCAUGUCGUGCUGGGACGGGCUGCGUACGAAGUCAACGGAACGGGUGCUCGUGCUGGCGGCGACUAACCGGCCGUUCGACCUGGACGAUGCCGUCAUCCGGAGAAUGCCAAGGAGGCUUAUGGUGGACCUCCCGGACGCCGAGAACCGCGCCAAGAUCCUGAGAGUCAUCCUGCGGGAGGAGGACCUGGAUGCUGACGUGGACAUGGACGAGCUCGCGGCGCAGACGGAGGGGUACUCGGGGAGCGACCUUAAAAAUUUGUGUGUGGCAGCAGCGUACGAGCCGAUUCGAGAGUUACUAGCUCAGGAGAGAAAGCGGCAAGAGGCGGAAAAGGCGCGGCAUGCGGGCGGCGAGGCCUCCGAGGAGGCCGGUACAAGUGACCAGGGGGGCGCACCGCCGGCGCUGGUCCUGCCGGUGAUUCGACCAAUGCGGAUGGACGACUUUAAGAAGGCCAAGGAGACGGUUGGUGCCAGCGUGUCUCCCGAAGCGUCGAGUAUAAACGACCUCAAAAAGUGGAACGAAGAGUUCGGCGAGGGGGGCAAUCGGAAGAAGCGGGUGCUUGGGUUUAAUCUGGAUUUGGACUCGACGUGAGCUAGGUACUGGUGGUGUCAUUCGGGGAACGUUGCACUUUCACGCCGUUGUUUGCGAGGUAUCGAACCCGCUUCCGCAUGUUGCAAGGUUCAGAGGUCACGCUUCCAAUCGAGAUUGUGAGGUCCGGUGCUGAACUCUGCGGUAUUGAAGUGCUCAUGCAUGUCAGAUCU
Molecule: messenger RNA, 4710 nt
Organism: Klebsormidium nitens
Lineage: Eukaryota; Viridiplantae; Streptophyta; Klebsormidiophyceae; Klebsormidiales; Klebsormidiaceae
Source: the annotation of a GenBank genome assembly